Chaetomium strumarium is the source of this 1491-nucleotide messenger RNA. RefSeq lists its product as uncharacterized. Lineage: Eukaryota; Fungi; Ascomycota; Sordariomycetes; Sordariales; Chaetomiaceae. The record is from RefSeq and is a predicted model, not a curated record. Bases 433 to 1371 code for a protein of 312 amino acids. The transcript is spliced from 3 exons. Gene Ontology annotation, cellular component: RNA polymerase II transcription regulator complex. Gene Ontology annotation, biological process: regulation of DNA-templated transcription. Gene Ontology annotation, molecular function: transcription cis-regulatory region binding; DNA-binding transcription activator activity, RNA polymerase II-specific.
CCACCAAAUCCAGGUCCAUGUCCGCCAAAGGCCAGGCCACCAAAACUGAAGUCCCACAGGAGUUCAGUGCCCUCACAGACACCAAAUGUCUCGCUUGCGCCAAGAGCUUUGGCUCGUCCACUGAAACUCUUGCCAGGCCAACCUUCCAGAUCGCUGACAGAUUCGACCAGCGCGCGGCAGGGCCCACUCCGUCACCCUGGGAUUCAUCAAGUCCAUUGACGAGGCUGCUGCGGUCGGCUGGAGUUCCCCGCCUUCAUCAGUCCUCAACCUGGGCCCGAAGUGCCGGCAAGCUAAAGGUCAUCUCUCCCCUGCUAAUUAGCAUAACUAGUUGAGCUUCAAGAAGCAGAUCCAUCUUGACGCUCGUCUCUCCACCAUCAUCAAUCCGACCCAGCCUCUGUUCGCUACUAGGGAAGAGUAACAGAAAGUGUCGCCAUGGACUACACACACACAUCAUAUUUCCCUGGCGCCUCGACCUACCAGUUCAUGGGCUCUGCUGUUCCUCCGCUCACUCCUGCGCACUCGAAUUCAGUGGCCUCGGAUGACUUCAACACCACCUCGCCCCCGGAAAUCUACGACCAAUUCCCCAACGGCAUCCCACACGAACAGUUCCAGAACUACGACAAUUACGCCCAGUUCAAUGCCUCGCAGCCGUUUCCGGGCCCGCCCACGCCGCCGGGCCAGCGACCCGUGCCGCCCGUCAAUGGGCUUGUUCACGGCCCCACCGCCGACCUCCUGCCCGCCCACAAGACAGAGCCCGAUGACCAGGCUUUGAAUCGCAGGCAAGGCUCUAACUCGGCGGAGGAGGAUGACCUGACCCCCGCGCAAUCAAGGCGCAAGGCCCAGAAUCGUGCAGCUCAACGGGCAUUCCGUGAGCGCAAGGAGCGCCAUGUCAAGGAGCUUGAGAGCCGCCUGCUUCAGCUCGAACAGGCGAAACAGGAGGCCGUAUCGGAGAAUGAGAAGUUGAAGCGCGACCUGCAGAAGAUCAGCACCGAGAACGAGAUACUCCGGGCGACGUCGAUGGCGGCCGCCGGCGCCGGGUCACCAAUUGCCGCCCCACCGACCACGACCGGACCCAUGUCCUAUAAGCCGGAGAACUUCUUCUCGAACGUUCUCCAAGGUCACGCCAACAAGACGCGGAGCCACCGGAUAGUUAUGAGCGAGAAAGGGGAGCGCCUCCUCGCCGUAGGGGCAACAUGGGAACUCAUCAUCAACCAUGACCUAUGCAAGCGCGGGCUCGUGAAUAUUUCACAGGUUAGCGAACGACUGAGACCGCAAGCCAAGUGUGAUGGCCAAGGUCCCGUGUUCGAAGAAGGCGCCAUCAUCGAAGCGAUCGAGCAAAGUGUUAGCUACGACAGUGACGAGUUGAUAUAAGUGCAACGAAACUCAGUCUUACUGCCACGCUCGUCUCUUCCCUCAGUCAGCGAGUACAGGGAGGAACUGGACAUGAGCGCCGGCGGACGGCGACGUGACGACGAAGACGACCAUGACACC